CCGGAAUGGCUGAUCUCGGUGCGACGCCUUCCUGUCAUAAGCUACUCGUCAAUCUGAACCCCCAGGAAGGACGCAUUCCCUCUUAUUGUUGUGCGACACUCGAGGUUGCAUGCACUAACGUCUAGUCUUGAGAGGCUUUACAAGAUCACACGACGAGUCCGAAACGAGUCUGUGAUUGUCCGCGGCAAUGAAGACGUUCUCUUUUCCUAGACCUGAGCGUCCAGCUCAACGACGAUGUCCUCGUCCUCCAAGAGACCUACUCCCUCUUGAGGCCAUACCGGAUGAUUCGAACCUCCCAUCCCUACCGUCCCCUCCACGGAAGUUCUCUGAUCCAUCGUACACAUUGACGACUCACCUAGUGCCUGUUGCUUUACCUCGAUCAACCCCGGAGGUUCCUCUCCCAGCGACUUCAGCGCGUGUUGCGACUGAUGCCGGUGCUGUGUCACUUGCGAAGGAGCUGAUUGCUAUAAGAGAUAGCUAUUGGGAUGGGGAGUUGAAUCUACCUAACAGCACGAAGCCGUUGUGGGCUUGUGUGAAUCGCUAUGUUAGACGGGACAUCAACAACGUGGACGGUGGCAAAGGCGUGACACUCGUACUCGCGCAUGCAAAUGGUUACCACAAGGAGAUCUGGGAACCUACUAUCGCCCACAUGAUCCGCGCACAGAAUAACUCGUCUUCCCAGGUCCAGAUCGACGAGGUAUGGUCUUGGGAACCGUGGAAUCAUGGCGACGCGUUCCUGAUCAACGAAAGAAACGCUGCUGCAUGCAUGUUCGAUGGCAGGGACAACGCCCGUGACAUACUGCAAUUUCUUUUGUACUAUCUACCGACACUGCCGUCUUCCGCACCGUUGCCGGUCCACCUCGAACGACUAUCAGAUGGCGUCGCUGCAAGUCGUAAGUCGCGCGGAUUCGAAGGCCGACAGCUGGUCGGCGUAGGCCACUCACUUGGAGGAUGUGCAAUCGCACGACUGGCAAUUGCGGAACCGAGAGUAUUUUCAUCAUUGAUCCUCGUAGAGGCGGGCGUUGUGGCUUACCCGGGCUCGGGACCUCUGGUCGACAAAAGGACAUUCCCUUAUCUUGUGUAUGCAAUCAAACGAAAGUCCCGGUGGCCAUCUCGAGAGCAAGCGAGUGCAGACCUGUCAACAUCGCCUUUCUUCUCUACUUGGGACUCGGCCGCAUUGUCCGUUUAUGUCGAAUGCGGCCUACGUGACGAUCCGCGAGGGGGAGUCACUUUGAAGAUGCCCAGCACCCAGGAGGCCAUGACCUACACGGAUAUGUUGACUAUGUACGAAACAUGGGACUUGAUUGAUGAUCUCGACGAGCGCGUCGAACUACGAUGGAUCCUUGCUGGGAAGAUUGGGAAGGGAGAGGAGUGGUUCAGAGAAACGACUUCGUGGCGACGGCCAGCCAACAGCUCCAACGUCGUAUUCUCCCAGGCAGGCCAUCUGAUUGUAAUGGAAGCACCUGAAGAGUUAGGCAAAGAAAUCUUCUCCUUCAUCGAGCACAAGUCCAACCCACUGCAUUCAAAACUUUGAUGUUGUUUAUCCGAAACACCGGCAAUGUGCGAUAUCUAUAUGACAAUGAAGUCAGCGUUACGACCUGGGACAAGCGCGAUUAGAAGAAAAGUCACAGGCUGAGCACACAGCGGGUGUGCUGAUGACGAACCAUCGUUGCGUCGGUACUUGUCUUCAAUACCGGUGGGUGGAGGCGGCCGACCUCCGUCCCAACCCU
Molecule: messenger RNA, 1730 nt
Organism: Rhodofomes roseus
Lineage: Eukaryota; Fungi; Basidiomycota; Agaricomycetes; Polyporales; Fomitopsidaceae
Exons: 9
Coding region: 188-1534 (448 amino acids)
Source: RefSeq, a predicted model, not a curated record